GUUACUGUCAAGAAGACUAAUCAGGCUUUGAUAAUUGGAAUAUAUGGUGAACUAUGCCUCCUGGUCAGUGCAACAUGAUUGUGGAAAGGCUGGGUGAUUAUCUCAUUGAUCAGGGUCUCUAGUUGUGUUCUUGUGUUUUCCUUCUCUAUUAUUUUUCUUUUUUUGGUGCAGUCUUUUUUGCUUUUUAUUUGCUUUUCAAUCCCCUUUCGCCUUUACCCUUUCUCCUCUUUUCUUUGGGGAGCUUGUAUCUACCGACCUGUAGCUGGAUUGUUUUGUUUUUUCCCUUUCUUUUUUGGUGGGUCAAGUUGGAAUUGUUGCAUUGUAGUAGUAUUUACAUCUUUCGAAGUAGUGGUAAACAUGUGGGGAUUGCUAAAAAGGAAGAAUAUGGUCUUCUUCCUUGUAUGAAGCUAUUUGUCAUUGUAACCCCGUGUGGAAGGGUGCAUUUUUUUUUACCUUUUUUCUUGACCUCCUAGUCAAGUGCAAGGGGACUGGACAACUGGGCUAGCCCCAGUUGGUUCCGGAAGAUUAUGUUGAUAUUUAUUGGAAUAUAAUGAAAUUUGGUUUU
Camellia sinensis is the source of this 565-nucleotide messenger RNA. The record is from RefSeq and is a predicted model, not a curated record. Lineage: Eukaryota; Viridiplantae; Streptophyta; Magnoliopsida; Ericales; Theaceae.